Molecule: messenger RNA, 890 nt
Organism: Microtus ochrogaster (prairie vole)
Lineage: Eukaryota; Metazoa; Chordata; Mammalia; Rodentia; Cricetidae
Gene: C5H3orf49
Product: chromosome 5 C3orf49 homolog
Source: RefSeq, a predicted model, not a curated record
AUGGAACACCCUCGGCUGUUCUCUCCUGAACCCCUAAAGCUUGCCUAUGGGAAGAUUGGCCAGUACCGAAGAAUUCAGCAGACCAAACGGAAAACUGGCUCGUUCAAAGGGAAGAGGGUAGAAAGAUGGCACAGAGCUGUGUCUACCAACUUAGCUAAACAAAGUGUCCUGGUCCCCAAAGAGGAAUCAUUGAGUGAAAGCGACUUGGAAUUUCAUGCAACACAAAACAAUCAGAAAAGAAACCUGAUGAAGAAAAUGAAGACUGUUUUGGGGAAAGUGUUGUCCUGCAGAUGUGGAAGCCAGUCAGCCCAUGCUGGCAGGGGGAGCUCUGCAAAACGGAAGGAAGCUGCCCUCUCCAACACACAAGGCCUGCUGUCUAGACUGGUCAAGGAGCUUCAGUCUCCUAGGUUGUUUGCCAAGCCAAGGAUGAGAAAGCUCUCCCAGAAUGCAACUAUACAGCUGGAUGUUGUUGAAGCAGAGGCAGAAGAGGUAACCGGAGGAAACCAGCUCCUCCGAGCCAGAAGAACCACCAAGCGGUUAUCUGUGACAUCACUUCCUCCGGGGCUGCAGAAGGUACCAUAUUCAUCAAAAAAGAGACCACACUUCCCAGCACUCAAAAAGAAGAAACAGAGCACGGAAGACAUCCUCCAGAACCCAGAGCUGACAGUGGGGAAGCUUCAAAUGCAGGUGGACGACCUCAUAGAAAGAGUGACUGACAAAUGCACGAAGCUCUUGGCCCAAAGACAUGCGGAGCUGCAGCAGUGUGAGUUCCUAGGGGCUGAGAUCCUGCAGUCUUCGAAGCAGUUCCAAAGGCUUUCCAAGAGAACCACAAGGAAGUACAAGCUGAGCAGCGCAUGCUGCCCAUGCGCCUGCUGCUGCCUCUGAGUUCC